This is a messenger RNA of Fulmarus glacialis (Northern fulmar), 1445 nucleotides long. Its product is annotated as nuclear factor 1 B-type-like. The transcript has 11 exons. Gene Ontology annotation, cellular component: nucleus. NCBI's taxonomy places the organism in Eukaryota, Metazoa, Chordata, Aves, Procellariiformes, Procellariidae. Gene Ontology annotation, molecular function: DNA-binding transcription factor activity, RNA polymerase II-specific; RNA polymerase II cis-regulatory region sequence-specific DNA binding. Gene Ontology annotation, biological process: regulation of transcription by RNA polymerase II. The annotation marks the transcript as partial. The record is from RefSeq and is a predicted model, not a curated record.
GGACAACCAGGAAGUCCAAGCCACAAUGAUCCUGCCAAGAAUCCACCAGUGUACCUUGAGGACAGUUUUGUGAAAUCCGGAGUGUUCAACGUGUCAGAACUUGUGAGGGUGUCCAGAACACCCAUAACCCAGGGAACUGGAGUGAACUUCCCAAUUGGAGAGCUUCCGAGCCAGCCAUAUUACCAUGAUAUGAAUUCGGGUGUAAAUCUACAGAGGUCCUUGUCCUCUCCACCAAGCAGCAAAAGACCCAAAACUAUCUCCAUAGAUGAAAAUAUGGAGCCAAGCCCAACAGGAGACUUUUAUCCUUCUCCAAAUUCACCAGCUGCGGGGAGUCGGACAUGGCAUGAAAGAGAUCAAGAUAUGUCUUCUCCUACAAUGAAGAAACCUGAAAAGCCUUUGUUUAGUCCUACUUCUCCCCAGGAUUCUUCACCGAGACUGAGCACUUUUCCCCAGCAUCACCACCCAGGAAUCCCAGGAGUUGCACACAGUGUCAUCUCAACUAGAACUCCACCUCCACCUUCACCAUUGCCAUUUCCAGCACAAGCUAUUCUCCCUCCUGCCCCGUCUAGCUACUUCUCUCAUCCAACGAUCAGAUAUCCUCCCCACCUGAAUCCUCAGGAUACUCUGAAGAAUUAUGUACCUUCUUACGACCCGUCCAGCCCGCAGACUAGCCAGCUUAAGACAAAUACUGGUGCUGAACGACGCGGCAGCACGACCAGGGCAGGUCCUAGCCCCGCACCUCCCGCAGGCUGGCCGCCUCUGUGGCCGCGCAGGGCCGCCAGAGAUGAAGCUCCUGCUGCAGGACACAGCAAGGACUGCGCCGAUACCUACGCGCGCACGCAUCCACACACACGGGCAUACAGGUAUAUUUAUAGACCGACAAUAAAAGGGCCUAUGCCUGGUCAGUUUAAUCCUGCUAUCGUGGGAUUUACUGUGGUUCACAGCCACUGCGUGAACAGCAAAUAUAUUUUGACACAAUCUGAUGCAUGCUGCAUCCAGAAAGAAAUAAAGCUUACCAAAAAGUACUGCUACUUAAGCAUGUACUACCUAUCUGAGGAGCGAUCUGCUGAAAAAUACCACAUAGAAAUUCAUAGCCUUGUUAGAACGGCGCAUUCCAGCAUGCAGCAGUUAGGGAAAGUGCCUGGCCAUUUUACUCCAGUUUUGGCACCCUCUCCCCAUCACAGUGCGGUGCGACCUGUGACCCUGACCAUGACAGAUACUAAACCCAUCACUACAUCCACUGAAGGUGAGGCAUCUUCACCUACAGCAACCACCUACACAGCCUCAGGCACAUCCCAAGCCAAUCGAUAUGUGGGACUAAGCCCAAGAGACCCAUCCUUCCUACACCAGCAACAGCUGAGAAUUUGUGACUGGACCAUGAAUCAAAACGGCAGGCAUUUAUACCCCAGUGCCAGUGAGGAUACAUUGGGAAUUACUUGGCAAAG